Lates calcarifer (barramundi perch) is the source of this 2092-nucleotide messenger RNA. It is a transcript of the gene fbxl15, whose product is annotated as F-box and leucine-rich repeat protein 15. Gene Ontology annotation, molecular function: protein binding. The record is from RefSeq and is a predicted model, not a curated record. NCBI's taxonomy places the organism in Eukaryota, Metazoa, Chordata, Actinopteri, Centropomidae. The transcript has 5 exons. Bases 126 to 1010 code for a protein of 294 amino acids. Gene Ontology annotation, cellular component: SCF ubiquitin ligase complex. Gene Ontology annotation, biological process: SCF-dependent proteasomal ubiquitin-dependent protein catabolic process.
CUGAAGGCAGCAUUGGGUUUGGGCAACACCUCAGACGCCUGCAAGAUGCUAAAACAAACUACGUUGUUUUGGCAUUUAUGUGAAGAACACAGGGCCUGAAAAACUGUGUAUAAUAUAUCCGACUCAUGAUGGGUGAAGAAGCUAAGAUGAGAACCAGAUGUCACCUUUUAGACCUGCCCUGGGAGGAUGUACUUGUUCCACACAUUUUAUGCUAUUUGCCGCUGCAACAUCUGGUCAGCCUGCAGAGGGUGAGCAAACAGUUCCACAGCCUCAUCCAGGUGUAUCUAGCCAACUGCAGGAAGUUCGAUCUGUCGACGAUUGGACCAUGCAUUCCCAAGGAAGCAUUUUGCUCCAUGUUAAAGGACAACAAAGUUCUCCAGAGCCUGUCACUUCAGAACUGUUCAGACUGGGUGACAGAUAAGGAGCUGCUGCCUGUUAUCGGCCAGAACCAGCAUCUGCAGAGAGUGGACAUGAGCGGGUGUGUUUGGCUCACCCGCCACUCCCUGGUGGCCGUGUCCUUGAGCUGCAUGCACCUCCAGCACCUCGGCCUGGCGCACUGCGAGUGGGUGGACAGCCUGUCCCUGCGCAGCCUGGCUGAUCACUGCGGGGGGCUGCAGUCGAUCGACCUCACUGCCUGCCGCCAGCUCAAGGACGACGCCAUCUGCUACCUGGCCAAGAAGUGUUUGAAGUUGAGGUCUCUGUCUUUGGCAGUCAAUGCCAACGUCACUGACGAGUCGGUGGAGGAGGUGGCCAAGAACUGCAGGGGCCUGGAGCAGCUGGACCUGACAGGUUGCCUGAGGGUCAGGAACCAGUCCAUCAGGACUCUUGCAGAGUACUGCCCAAAGCUGCAGUCCCUGAAGGUGAAUCAUUGCCACAAUGUGACAGAGUCCAGCCUUGAUCCUCUUCGAAAGCGCAAUGUUGUGAUAGAUGUUGAGCCGCCCUUACAGAGGGCUCUGGUACUUCUUCAGGAUGUCCUGGGGUUCGCUCCCUUUAUCAAUCUCCAGAUAUAACCAAAGGGCCAUCUAUCUGCCCAACACAGGUGUUUUUGUGACAGCAGUCACUCUCGGAUCACACACAAAUCACAUGGGCACAUGACUUGCUCUAAAUAUGUCAAGACAAUCCACGAGAACCUGGAUGUGUUGCACUUGAUUUUGUGUGGCUAAAUAAUGUGGAUAAAAAAUAUAAUGAAAUACAAUAAAAACCCAACAAACUCACUGGAAUGUGAUCAAGAUGUAUAUUUAAGUUUGAACUGAAAAUAAUGCCACAUUUGUAAAUGACUGAAGAAAGCCAUGUACUUUUAAGAAUUGCUGCCUCAUAUCCAAAAGAUGUCACUGCACUUUUCUCUUAAUCAUUCGUUGUUGUAAUAAUGUGGGUUUAUAGAAAAGCAAUUCUAACCAAAGUGUAUUGUUUUGUUGGUACCUUUGUGUAUAUGAUAUUGUAAAAAAAAAAAAAAAGCAGUAAUCUUAUGUUUCAUUUAGAAACAUUUAAAACACGUUUGAGUUUAAUUAAACAUUUCAUUUUGCAUGUAUGUGCCAACUUAAAGGAUCAGUUCAUCCAAUUCCCCACCAAACAUUUUCUCUUUUACCACUAGUUUUGUCUAGCCAUUGGUUUUAUUUGUGCUGGUUUUGUUAUCUCCACUACUGAGAUUUCUGCCUGUUGUCAGAAAACAAUAAAAAUGAAUGCAGUUUUGCUUACGGUGCUGACCAUGUGUCUUCCAGAAACAGUGUCCUGGCUCCUCAGGAUAAUCCACAGACCUCGUAAUUGUCAACAGUUUUUAACAGUUUCCUGAUGAAAACUGUUGCUUAGAACAGUUUUUUCAUUAAAACUAUCUGCAUGGCUAGAUGCUACUGGGGUAACUGGGAAAGUAUAUAUUUUUUGGUAUGGGUGAAGCAACCCUUUAAUCGGCAUUGUUAGCCUAGUACAUGUUUGAAAUAAGUAUAGGAAAUUAUUAUGACUGUUCCUUUAAGCCUUUGAAUUGAAUUUUGUAAAAAAACAAAAAAAAAAAAACUUGUGUUGAAAUGCUGUUUCCCUGUAACACAGUAUAUGAAUUAUAUAAGAUGCAUUAAAUUGUAAAAUACAACACCAUCAGAAA